CAAACAUCCCAGCCCCCAAUCCAAUAGCACCAUUGUUGUUCCAAUAGUUUUCGGAUCUCUCAUUCCGCUCCCUCUUUGCUCUUCUUUUCCGUGACUGUACUGGUUUGGACGCGGAUGUCAAGUUGAGAGAGCCGGUCUCUUCCACCGCCUCGCAUCCUCUAAAUAUGACAAGCCAAACCAUACCCAUGAAUUCCACGACAAGAUGAUCAGCAUCGACCUUUCUAUCUCAUGAUGAACCCCGUCUUCAAUCCUCCUGUGGGCAACCAGGCGUUCUCUGGUAGCGUCAGACGAUCACACUCAUCAAGAAACAAGCGCAAGAGGAGGGAUGCACAAGAUGGAGCGCAGGGGGAACAGCAGGACAAUGAGUUUAUUGCAGGCAACAAAGCGAUGCCCGCAUCGACGAAUGUCGAGUAUUCUGCUGUCGUAAGCCCGCUGGAGAGGCACCAGCAUCGUAUUGCGGGCCUGCCUCUCGAUCAGCCUUUUCCUCCGUUACCCUUUCCUCACUCUCAGCUGUCUUCUAGCCUCCGCGAAGAUUUUUUCCGGACUGAGGUGGGCGGAGAUUCACGGGAAGGCCUCGAUGAAGAACCACGUUCCCUGCAUUUCCACCACUUGGGCGCCCUCACAGCUAUAGUCCACCGCAGCUUGCUCUGCAAAGAUUUCGCCCGUGCCUCAAGAGCUUUGGGCUUGAUAUUUCGAGAUGCCAGUGUGAAACGCAGCUCCGCUCUUCGGAAUCAAGGAUACAUGGGCAUAGCCGCCGAAGUUUUAUUGCGAAGAGGCUCCGCUAAGCCCACCUCGAGCGAUGCCUUGCCGUCCACUGCGUUCACUCGCGAAGGGUUUGAGAAUGCAAGGCGGUUUUAUGAGAGACUUAUUGUGAAGCACCCGUAUCACAAAUCCUGGCCUGGCUCUACCAAUGCUGUUGACUUUUAUCUAGCGUUGUUCAACAUCUGGGUCUACGUUGUGCAUAGCGAGCACACUUCUUAUGCGCAGGCCUACGCCAGAAGCGGUGAAGAAGCCGAGUCGGGAGAGAACUCCCACGGGCUAGAUGGCUCAGACAUGCCCAUCGAUAUUAAGGUGAGAGAACUUGAAGAGGCCAAAACGAUCGCUUCCAGGAUGGACACUUGCAUGGCAAGCCUCCCUUACAAGGACGAACCUGAACUCAUCAGACUACGAGCCAUGGUUGCUCUAUGGAUCGCAGAUCUCCACCACGCCGUGUUAAAUUCGCAGAGGAACAACGUCGAGAUUAGCAAUGAUGGUUAUCUGGAGGAGUCUCGACUGUCUCCGUCUCCGAUUGGGCCGCAAGGGUGGGCCGAGGAUCACAGUUACGAGGCUCUGAAGGCACGGGAUAUUGCGGAGGAGCUGCUUGCAAGGCUGAGAAGCGACACGAACCCUGGUGAGGACGGGGAAUGAAUGCUCGAAUGAUCGAUUCGCGUGAUACGAGCACGGGGCCCUCCACAAGCGGGUCAUUUCAGAUGUGUUUCAGCACAGGGCGGCAGCAGAUCAAGAGAAGGGACCAGGAGUGUACGAGUAGGAGAAAAGGAGCUUAUAGAAGGCUGAGUUUUGCACCACGUGUGCCAGCGCGUUCUCGUCGUUCGAGUUUUUUAGGAGUUCGAAGUGAUAGUGUUUCUAUGAUUAUCACGUGACUCGCAUGCUGCAACCGACGCUUUUCAUU
Exophiala oligosperma is the source of this 1669-nucleotide messenger RNA. RefSeq lists its product as uncharacterized. Gene Ontology annotation, molecular function: TBP-class protein binding; RNA polymerase I core promoter sequence-specific DNA binding. Gene Ontology annotation, biological process: nucleolar large rRNA transcription by RNA polymerase I. The transcript has a single exon. The coding region runs from base 229 to 1407 and encodes 392 amino acids. Gene Ontology annotation, cellular component: RNA polymerase I core factor complex. NCBI's taxonomy places the organism in Eukaryota, Fungi, Ascomycota, Eurotiomycetes, Chaetothyriales, Herpotrichiellaceae. The record is from RefSeq and is a predicted model, not a curated record.